Messenger RNA from Lobosporangium transversale, 1475 nucleotides. RefSeq lists its product as hypothetical. Lineage: Eukaryota; Fungi; Mortierellomycota; Mortierellomycetes; Mortierellales; Mortierellaceae. Gene Ontology annotation, molecular function: protein binding. The transcript has a single exon. The record is from RefSeq and is a predicted model, not a curated record. Bases 60 to 1397 code for a protein of 445 amino acids.
GUUAGACACGACAUACAAAGAUUUGACAUAAUCUUGCUCUAGCAACUCUCUCAUGCAAGAUGAACAACCUCAAUUCGAAUCCCUUGGACAUUCCAGAAAUCGUUUCGCUCGUUGGUCGCUUCCUAGAUUAUGAUGAUUGCUUACGCUGUAUCCGUGUCUCCAAAACUUUCCACAAUACACUUGCCAAAGCCAUAUGGCGAGACAUCUGUGUUGACGCCGAUUCAACGUAUCCCUCUGGCGAAGCACUGUAUAACUACAAGAAAUACAUCGAGGACCUUACGUUUUUUUAUUAUUUCCCAGAGGAUUAUUUGUCAUUACAAGGUUGUGAUCGCCUCCAAUCCAUCAGAUGUGAAGUCCAGCGUAAAUCCGAUCUCCGUCAGAUUUCCGACUUGAUCGACUCUCACAGUUCUACGAUCACCUACCUUACUUUCACCUGUCCAAGUUUAGGAGAUAUAUGGGAGCCAUUACUGAAAUGCACUCGCCUUGAAGUCCUAAGCGUCUCUAAGACACGCAUAUUUGAAAACGAAAUAGAUCAAUUCUUCCAGGUCUUCAAGCAAAUUAAAUAUUUGAACAUGACCGACGCAAGCAUCAGUCAGCUACCUUCCGACUUCUUGGGAGACGAGGCUGACAAAUACAUUUUCCCAAAUAUGAGCACAUUAUAUCUUCAUAAUGUCCGAAUACACAACCCUCCACGUCCAUACACAUCAUCUUAUUGUCUCGGGAUAUUGACUAGGAGGUGUCCAAAAUUACAGUCAUUGUACCUCUAUGAUUACAAAAAAGGCUCCUUAACUAUGGACCAAUUACAUCUUGAUUUCUGCAGGACAGCAUUCCUUCAUCAUACCUACACAGUGGCAAACUUAUCAGACCUAUCUCUCGCAUCCAUGAAAAUAAAAGACGAGGAUAUGGCGGCAAUACUCAGACGGAUGACUCAAUUGAGACGACUAAAAGUCCCGUGGGGUAAGUUUGGUCAACUCUCGAUGCGAGAAUUGCUAGCAGACGAACACGAGGCCCUGGAGGACGGGAACAUAGUACAGAAAAGAAGGGGCCGGAGACUCUGCGAUAUGGUUGAGGAACUGGAAUGGAGUGAACAAAGCGAAAGAACUGAUGGCGUUAUUCAGGCGAUCCUCUCGAAUUGUCCACGUCUGAAGAAGCUGAAAGGAUCUACAAUGACAGUGACAGAAGUUGCCAAUGGAGCAGAAUGGGUUAGUACUGGCUUGACUGAAAUGCAGGUCAAUCUUGUAGUAGAUGUUGAUCAGACGACCGAAGAAGGCAAGGAAAAGGGACGCAUUGUGUAUGAUCGGAUACAUAGUUUGGCUCGAUUGUAUGGCUGCUACUGCUCACGGUAUAAUCGACUUCUAUCCUUUGCAGGCAUGACUCCAGAGAACAGUCAGUCUUAAGAAUCUGUAUUUGUUAGUAUUCAGAUUUGAGAAUUAGCAUAAAAUAGAGAGAAGAAGAGUACAAGCACUAAAAUAAGG